GGGGGGCGGUGGUGCAGGAGUGGCGCCGACGGCAGGAGAGCGCGUUCGCCCGAGUCCAGUCCAGUCAGUGCAGUGCAGUCGCUCGGUCAGUCGGUCCCCGCGCCACACGAUGACUACGGUGGAGGAGCUGUACCGUAACUACGGCAUCUUGGCGGACGCCACCGACAACGUGGGUCAGUAUAAAGAUUCCUAUCAGGCUAUCCUAGAUGGGGUGAAGAGCGGCGCAAAAGAAAAACGCCUGGCAGCACAAUUUAUUCCAAAGUUCUUUAAACAUUUUCCGGAAUUGGCAGAUAGUGCUAUCAACGCUCAAUUGGAUCUUUGUGAAGAUGAAGAUCUUUCUAUUCGUCGCCAAGCCAUUAAGGAGCUGCCUCAAUUUGCAACCGGAGAAAAUCUUCCCAGAGUUGCAGAUAUAUUAACACAGCUUUUACAAACUGAUGAUAAUGCUGAAUUCAAUUUGGUUAAUAAUGCAUUAAUAUCCAUAUUCAAGAUCGAUGCCAAAGGAACCUUAGGGGGCCUUUUCACACAGAUAAUGCAAGGUGAAGAUAUUGUGAGAGAGCGUGCCAUAAAAUUCCUUUCCACAAAACUAAAGGCCCUACCAGAGGAAGUAAUGACUAAAGAAGUGGAAGAAUACAUCUUUGUCGAGUCUAAAAAGGUUCUUGAUGAUGUUACAGGAGAGGAGUUUGUCUUGUUUAUGAAGAUUCUCUCUGGCCUGAAAAACCUUCAGACAGUAAGUGGCCGACAACAGCUGGUAGAGCUGGUGGCUGAGCAGGCAGAUUUGGAGCAGGUGUUUAAUUCUUCGGACCCAGACUCCGUGGACAGGCUUCUGCAGUGCACAAGACAAGCAGUGCCACUUUUUUCAAAAAAUGUACAUUCAACCAAGUUUGUCACAUAUUUUUGUGAACAAGUGCUGCCAAAUCUAAGCUCCCUCACAAGUCCAGUGGAAGGACUUGACAUUCAGUUAGAGGUUUUAAAGUUACUGGCAGAAAUGACACCUUUCUGUGGCGAUAUGGAAAAGCUAGAAAGCAACCUGAAACAGUUAUUUGAAAAAUUGCUGGAAUAUAUGCCACUGCCCCCAGAAGAAGCAGAAAACGGAGAAAAUGCAGGAAAUGAAGAGCCCAAGUUGCAGUUCAGUUAUGUGGAGUGUCUACUUUUUGGCUUCCAUCAACUUGGGAAGAAACUUCCUGACUUCCUGACAGCCAAGCUCAAUGCAGAUAGAUUGAAGGACUUCAAAAUCAGAUUGCAGUAUUUUGCUCGAGGUUUGCAAGUUUAUAUUCGGCAGCUUCGUCUUGCUCUGCAAGGGAAAACAGGAGAAGCUUUGAAAACUGAAGAGAACAAGAUUAAAGUUGUUGCACUAAAGAUAACAAAUAACAUCAACGUUCUUAUCAAGGAUUUGUUCCACAACCCUCCCUCUUAUAAAAGCACAAUCACCCUUUCCUGGAAGCCUGUACAGAAAGUGGAAGGAGGGCAAAAGCGAAUGGCUAGUGAGGAAAAUGCUUCUUCAUCCCCUCCCAAGAAACAGUCUCCAAUACAAAAACGGGACACCAGACAGAUUUACAAUCCACCAAGUGGCAAAUACAGUGGCAACCUUGGAAACUUUCCAUAUGAACAAAGAGGUGGCUUUCGUGGAGGAAGAGGCCGAGGCUGGGGAGGCCGGGGGAAUCGGAGCAGGGGGCGACUGUAUUAGAACUGACAGCUCUUUCACCUAGGAUGUUUUGCAGUAGUUACUGUGUGAAAAUAUGUCGAAGAGAUCUUUACAGAGCACCUGCAAGAACUGCCAGUAGCCUUCAAAGGAGGAUUCUGUAUUUAAACAAGCCUCAUUUCUAAAGAUACCUUUGUACAUUUCAACCUGUGUUUAUAAGUGGGAAUGUGAAGCUGUUUUCGCAAACCCACUCUUGUUCUAAAAUUUGCUUUUUAUUUCCUUUCCUUUGUUUUAUACGGCUCUUCUGUUUAUAAUUAGACUUGUGGGAUUUUUCAAAACAGAAGCACAGCAACAAUAGACAUUCCAAAAUCCAUCUUUGCAAAGCACCGUGGUAAAAAUUAGAUUGUGGUAGGAAAGUACAUAAAUGGUAUCAUUUUACCGUAGCGUAUUGUGUGACUUGACUGUUUCCUACUCACGAGUGAUAUGAAACUCUCACAUGUGGUCCUUUUGUGGUCAGGACUACUCUGGAAGCCAGUUCGUAGUUUUCACGCUGCUCUGGGUUUUUUUUUAGUGCUUGUGAAUUCCUGUUGCGCCAUGAAAGUAAAUCGGCAAGAGAAAGGAUGUGACUUUGGAUUUGACAUGCAUGAGUAAACUUGCUAUGUUGGAUUCGGCAGCACGAGCUUUACUCAGUUAUUGGAGCUGUUGCUGUUCUGACUGAAUUAAAUGUGUUUUUCCUCCCAUCAGACAAGCAAUCUAAUGUGAAGCCCUUUUUCAGUGCCAGAGACAUCGGGUGGCAUGUGCAUUAAAACAAAUUUCCCUUUUUUUAAAAAAGAACUUUUAACUUCCCUCUCCCACCCUAUUGAGAAAAUCCAGUGCUUCUGCUUGGCACCUGCUGUGACGUGCCAGCAAAAGCUGAGGAGCUAAUUUUCUGGAAGGUAUUGAUGCAAAUCAGUACUAUUUGCAGUGUGGUGUAGCUUUAGUAACUAAAGGGAGUGUGGGGAGUAGUGUUUGUGUAGAACAUGGCACUAGGGGCAUGCGUCCCAUUUUGUGCAAAAAAAGAUGAACAACUCUUGACAGAGUUUGGGGGAGAAAAAGUUUAAAUAUCAUUGCCCUGUUGGGAACAAUGACAUUUAAACAUAAGUUACAUCUGAAGUGCAAUAUUAUAUUCCAGUACUAAAAUACAAUAUUCAUGCAAACUUGCAGUUUUUCGUAGUUUGCAUGUGUUAAGUACUGAGAUACUAAAGUACUCGAUUCCAGAUAACAAGUGGUGACGUACAAUGAUUUGCUUCAUCUCAAAUCUCUGUGUGCAGUCCCCCCUUUGAUCCCUAUUUUGUUUUCUACCCUAGUUAAUCCCCUCUUGUGUUUAUGAUAAUAUCAGUCCACUGUGAUAACACCUAAAGAAAUCGUUUCAGUUUAAUGUCCAGUGCCCAACAGUCAUCAUGUAACUUCUCUGUGCAGCUACUGUGGUUCCCUGGUGUGCACCCACUCCUAAUAAUCCGAAUGCAGGAGUCAAAUCUUUUUCUUGUGUAACUAUUUUAGCCGUAAUCUAUUCCAGAUAGUGAACUAAUGAUAUGUAUUAAUCUUUGGCUGAGCCUUACAUAUGAUUGACCAUAAAUAAGUAGCAUGAAAUGUUUUGUUUCAUUGAUCAAAUUUUCACUAGGAGUAGCUUGACACUCAAUUUAGAAGUUCUGGCUGAAUAAUGUCUUGUAGGUAUUGCACUUUAGAUUUGAUUUGUUAGUCAGGAAAUAGCCCUGGUGCGAAAACAGCAAAUUAUGUUCCUUAAUUAGUUAUUUUGAUUGAAUUGUCGAAGGAGAUCAGAGAUGGAGUCUGUCCCUUCUCUAAGCUAACCUGAGUUUUGUAACAUUUUACAUCAGGAAUUCAUUAUUGCUAUUUGUUCACAUUAGGAUUGGUUCCAAUUAAACCUAUAGCGCACGCUCACAGAUAUAAUUGUAAGCAUAUUGCUAGUGUCAUUCCCAUCACCACUACAUUAUACUAAGUUUUACAAAUUUAAAAGGUAUAGAUAUAGAAAUUUAGAAGCAUUGAGGAAUGGAUGGAUUGUAAAGUAAAUCACAAAUUCAAUUUUCAUUUUACUGUUGCAGCUUUUCACUCAAAUGCCUUUGCUGUAUUAGAGGCUUGUACUUUCUGUUUGACAAUAUGUCAUUAUAAAUUAAUCAUAAAAUACAAUCCCAGCAUCACGUGAGUCGUACAUUUAGUUUCCUACCCAAAAAAGUCAGAUAAAUGGCUAAAUGAUAAUAGUUUCUUGGUCCCAAAUAAUCCUAAAUCCUACGUAAAUCCUCUCCUAACUCAUAAUGCUGAUACAGCACUUACUGCAGCAUUGAAAUACCACGUGUGCAGUUUUCAUUUGAAACAAGUGCAGAAAACGGAAGUCUUGACCCAUCAUGUGCACUUACAAGCUGCAGUGAAGCAGUAGCACCAAGUACAGUACAGUGUACUACGUUUAAAUAAACGUGGAAAACAACGUCUUGACCCAUCGUGGCAUCAGGCAUUACAGGUACAACUAAACGUAAGUUAGUGAGAUAAUUUUGUAUAAGUCGUAUAUAAUAUAUACUUUGCGCAAGUCAUAUUAAAUGUUAAGGUCCCGACUGUUCCUGAAUCCUCGUACAGGUAAACCCUGUACGAGGAUUCAGAAACUCCAGCGUUCUUUGUGCACAAAGUUGUUUCACUCAUUUAAUGCAAUGGAGGAAACCCAGAGGUACUUUCCCUUUGGAACCUAAUGUGAAUUGGUACGUGCAAAACUCAAUUCAACCCUUUGAUACUGUUCCCCAAUACUUUCCUAAUGUGAANUUUUUUUCUCUAUUUUAAUAUGUGCAUGUGUUGGUACAGUACUUCUUAUAAAAAUUCUUAUCCACUA
Molecule: messenger RNA, 4511 nt
Organism: Callorhinchus milii (elephant shark)
Lineage: Eukaryota; Metazoa; Chordata; Chondrichthyes; Chimaeriformes; Callorhinchidae
Gene: api5
Product: apoptosis inhibitor 5
Exons: 14
Coding region: 110-1684 (524 amino acids)
Biological process (GO): negative regulation of apoptotic process
Cellular component (GO): nucleus
Molecular function (GO): RNA binding
Source: RefSeq, a predicted model, not a curated record